This is a messenger RNA of Bombyx mori (domestic silkworm), 1884 nucleotides long. RefSeq lists its product as uncharacterized. Lineage: Eukaryota; Metazoa; Arthropoda; Insecta; Lepidoptera; Bombycidae. The record is from RefSeq and is a predicted model, not a curated record. Bases 1252 to 1830 code for a protein of 192 amino acids. The transcript has 3 exons.
UUAAUGAUUUUUAAUUUCUAUAGGGAUUACACUGUAUUAGUGUUUGUUACAACUAUUUUUGUGCUCUGACUGAUGUAGAUUGCGUGUCUUUAGUCGUUGAAGUGAAAGUGGAAUGGGGAUUAUGUUGGUUUGAAGCCAGUUUAUCUUCAUAUUGUAAUGCACGUGGCCUUUUUAACAAUUUCGCGGGUAGUACGAUAUAAGUCAUUCGUAACACAAAGGAAUUGUUGAAGACAAAUUGAAAACGUACACAGAAUGCAGACAAACACGGACGUCUAUAGGUUUUAGCCCGCGGCAAAUGAGGUAUGAAUGCUUCUGGAAAUUUCACUACGAGUGUGCGUGUAUUGCGCAUAUCUUUUAAUUUUUUUACAUAGCUCUUAUGGAGUUGCUUAUAGAAAAAAACACGGAUGUGUGGAGCACGCUAUCGCCCGAAACCAAUAACAUAUCCGCAAUCCGAGAUUGAAAGCAAUCUAGAUAUGUUAAUAGCUAUGGAUCGAUCUUCGAUCCGAGUCCCAAUAACUAAUCUCUACAGCUGCAAUCCUUUUUUAACAACGGAUAGCCAACGAUCCUUUCCCUCUUAACCAUUCCGUCUUACGCCGAACUUUAAUAUUCAUUAUGGUAUGUUCAUUUAUUUGAAGUCCCAAAUAUACCAUUAAAUUUUUUCUAUAACUAUUUGGAUUUAAUUAUUUAUAAAAUUGCUACUAUAAUACACCAUAUUUGACAUCUAAAAAUGUUAUAACUUCUUAGUUUAGACGUUCAUGGACGAAUAAUUUUGUACAGUGAGUAACGGAACGUUACGAAAACAGCCAUUGGCAUUUAAACAAAAAUACGAAAAGUUAGUUUGUAUGUACUGUGUUUCUUGUGUUUAAUUUUCAUUUUGAAAUGGAUUCUGAAGUGGUAAGUAAUUUUGUGACAUAAAUUACAUAUGUAAAGUACAAUCUAGUGGUGAAUUAUCCUUUCCCACGCAUUGUUUAAUGUAGUUAAAAAAUACAAUAACCUUUUCACUUUUAGGUAAGAGGCAAACCUCUGUCUAAAGAUGAAACGAAAGCAUUAAUAGAAUUGAUAGAGAAUAGCAGAAUAAUAACCACCAAGACGACCAACGCCACCAACAACAGCUUAAAAAAAAAAGAGUGGCAUUGUAUAGCGGAGCGAUUUAACGCAAACACUGCUACUUGUCGUCGUACACCGCAACAACUAAGGUUGAAGUGGGAAAAUUUAAAGAAAAACUGUCGCAAAUACAAUACCAAGAUAAGGAUGAAUCGCAUUAAGACUGGUGGUGGCGUUGCUGAAUAUAUACCUCCAGACGAAAUAUUGGACAGAGUGGGUUCAUUAUUAGGAAGCACAGUCAGUGGAUUCGUAGUGCCAUUUGGGGGUGAUAGGGAACCAGAAAUGUUAAUUGCUGGUUGUAGUGACUGUGCUAAUGUUGACUCCUCUUGUGAAGAUGCCAGGGUUUUAAAUGUGGAAAUUAAAAAUAACUCAACCCCACCAGUGUCUUUGGCCAAAUCUGUUGUGUUGGACUGUGAGUUGAAUGACAAUAGUGAGGUUGUGUUGGCUCCAGACGAACCUCACCAUGUCUCAUUUACUACACCUAGAAGAGAGAAAAAAAAAAGGAAUCGAGAUGAAGGAAGAUCUGCAAGGAAUGUUGCAAUAGCUGAGUAUUACUCAGAAAAGAAAAAAAAUUUGAAAAGCAACUUGCUACAAAACAAGUUAAAAAACAAGAACAUUAAAUUAGAAAAUAAAAAAUUAAACUUAGAGAUAGAAAAAUUAAAAUUAGAAAAUCAUAAAUUAAAAUUAGAAAAUCAAAAAUUAAACAUAGAGUUAGAAGAAAAUUAAGAUUAGAAGAUAAAAAAUUUAUGUUAAGAUAGUUUUUAAGGUUUGAAAUAUUAA